Molecule: messenger RNA, 3016 nt
Organism: Xenopus tropicalis (tropical clawed frog)
Lineage: Eukaryota; Metazoa; Chordata; Amphibia; Anura; Pipidae
Gene: entpd8
Product: ectonucleoside triphosphate diphosphohydrolase 8
Exons: 10
Coding region: 101-1612 (503 amino acids)
Cellular component (GO): plasma membrane
Molecular function (GO): apyrase activity; hydrolase activity
Source: RefSeq, a predicted model, not a curated record
CAGUGCACCUUGACCCAAACCCGGUGCGACUGCCAAAGGGGAUCUGUUGUACUUUCCGGAACCUUCCUCUCCCGGCCGGAACCUACAGGCCGAUGCCGUGAUGUUUAGGAACCAUAAGGGUCUGAUUGUCGGGUGUCUCAUCGUCACCUCGCUGCUCUCGGGGGUCAUCGCUCUCAUCCUCAGCCUCGUCAAUUCCCAAACUGUCACCCAGCCCCCACCGGACAAGUAUGGCAUGGUGUUUGACGCUGGUUCCUCCCACACCACCCUCUACCUGUACCAAUGGCCGGCCAAUAAGGAGAACGACACCGGGAUCAUCAGACAAGCCUAUAGCUGUGAUGUACAAGGGCCUGGGAUUUCCUCCUACGCAGAUACCCCCUCCGGGGCAGCGGCCAGUCUGCAGCCUUGUAUGGACCAGGUCCUGAGUGUCAUCCCCGCGGCCCAACAGCGCCAGACCCCCGUCCUGCUCGGAGCCACCGCCGGCAUGAGGCUCCUCAGAAUAGAAAAUGCCACCAAAACCCAACUUAUAUUUGAUGAAAUCUCUAAAACGCUUGGGGGGUACCCAGUGGAUUUUCGGGGUGCCCGUAUACUGACUGGCAGCGAGGAAGGCUCCUUGGGAUGGGUCACGGUCAACUACCUCCUGGGCACCUUUGUAGGGCACACAUACCUGGGCAGCUGGGUUCACCCGACGGGUGGGCAGACGUUCGGGGCCAUGGAUCUGGGUGGGGCUUCUACGCAGAUGACCUUCCAGCCCACGGGGGCCAUUCAGGACAAGGACACGGAGAUGUUCUUCAGACUCUACGGCUACAACUACACCAUCUACACCCACAGCUACCUCUGCUACGGGCAGGAUCAAGUCUUCAAGAGACUGCUCGCCAACAUUCUACAGGGCUGGUCGUCUGGGCUAGUGGCGCACCCCUGCUAUGCCAAGGGCUACAGAGCCAACAUCUCCCUGGCAUCUGUCUUCAACAGCCCCUGUGUGCCCAGUGGGCCGGCCGACCUGUCUGUCAAUGUGACCGUGGAGGGGACCGGGGACCCCACUGAGUGCCACCGAGCCAUCGGCAACGUCUUCAAUUUCUCCGCCUGUCAGAGCAAAGCCGACUGUUCCUUCGAUGGAGUCUAUCAACCCCCGGCACAGGGGGAGUUCUAUGCUUUCUCUGCCUUCUAUUACACCUUCAGCUUCCUGAACUUGACCAGCAGACAAUCGCUGAGCGAGGCCAAUGGCACCGUCUGGAACUUCUGCUCCAGUGAUUGGGCCACGCUCACCGGAUCCUUCCCAUUGGAGAGCCGGAAGCGCCUGCUGGAGUAUUGCAGCUCAGGGAUGUACAUACUCACGCUGCUAUUGGACGGUUACAAAUUUGACAGCCAGACCUGGAACAAGAUCUAUUUCUCUAAGCAGGCGGGCAGUAUGGAUAUUGGGUGGACCCUGGGCUACAUGCUAAACCUGACCAACAUGAUCCCGUCAGAAGCCCCCACGUACCUGAAGGCGCACAGCUACAGUCUCUGGGUCGGCGCCAUAUUCUUCAUUGUACUGAGCAUCAGCGCUGGGCUGCUGGCCGCCCCGUUACACUGCUUCUGUAGGAACAUCUCCCCGGGGCAGGCCGGGUGGACCUGAUAGACGGCGGGUUAGAGGGGGCGCUGGACUGUCAAUCCCCACCCUUACAGUUACCAACAGACACUCAUCAUCUAUAUAUUUAACACUGUCAAAUCCUCCACCAUAAAUACUCAUCUGCUCCCUGAACUGGACGCCAUGCUCUGGGCUCUCUGGCGCCAUGCUCUGGGCUCUCUGGUGCCAUGCUCUGGGCUCUCUGGCGCCAUGCUCUGGGCUCUCAGCCUCAACCAUAAAUACUCAUCUGCUCCUUGAACUGGACACCAUGCUCUGGGCUCUCUGGUGCCAUGCUCUGGGCUCUCAGCCUCAACCAUAAAUACUCAUCUGCUCCUUGAACUGGACGCCAUGCUCUGGGCUCUCUGGCGCCAUGCUCUGGGCUCUCAGCCUCAACCAUAAAUACUCAUCUGCUCCUUGAACUGGACGCCAUGCUCUGGGCUCUCUGGUGUCAUGCUCUGGGCUCUCAGCCUCAACCAUAAAUACUCAUCUGCUCCUUGAACCGGACGCCAUGCUCUGGGCUCUCUGGUGCCAUGCUCUGGGCUCUCAGCCUCAACCAUAAAUACUCAUCUGCUCCUUGAACUGGACGCCAUGCUCUGGGCUCUCUGGCGCCAUGCUCUGGGCUCUCAGCCUCAACCAUAAAUACUCAUCUGCUCCUUGAACUGGACACCAUGCUCUGGGCUCUCUGGUGCCAUGCUCUGGGCUCUCAGCCUCAACCAUAAAUACUCAUCUGCUCCUUGAACUGGACGCCAUGCUCUGGGCUCUCUGGCGCCAUGCUCUGGGCUCUCAGCCUCAACCAUAAAUACUCAUCUGCUCCUUGAACUGGACACCAUGCUCUGGGCUCUCUGGUGCCAUGCUCUGGGCUCUCAGCCUCAACCAUAAAUACUCAUCUGCUCCUUGAAUUGGACGCCAUGCUCUGGGCUCUCUGGUGCCAUGCUCUGGGCUCUCAGCCUCAACCAUAAAUACUCAUCUGCUCCUAGAACUGGACGCCAUGCUCUGGGCUCUCUGUUGCCAUGCUCUGGGCUCUCAGCCUCAACCAUAAAUACUCAUCUGCUCCUUGAACUGGACGCCAUGCUCUGGGCUCUCUGGUGCCAUGCUCUGGGCUCUCAGCCUCAACCAUAAAUACUCAUCUGCUCCUAGAACUGGACGCCAUGCUCUGGGCUCUCUGGCGCCAUGCUCUGGGGUAAUUUUAAAGGCUAUGAAAUGGGAUAUUAGAGCACUGGCCACAUGUCAUAAGAGGAAACCGUGGAAUCCUACUCGCUGGUAUGUGGGGAAAUGAAUGGACCAGUACCAGAGUAUUAUACAGUAUCCAAACCCGAUCCCCCAGAGCCACUUACCUGUGUACUGUACAAGUGACCCUGUCAUUACUGUAUUUAUACUUCAUUCAAAGCAUUUGUAAUAAACAGUCGGACCUUC